CAUUUGGAACCAUAACUCUCUCUCCUCUUUGCCGGUUUCACUUUUGCUUUUAACCCCUCUUCUUCACGUUACUCUUUUCUCAUUUCCCCUGCUUUUUCCCCUUCUACCCUUCUCUCUUCUUCCGUUAUUCAUCCCCAAAUCGAAAUUGGGGUUGCAGGGUUUACGAUUUCGCGACCUGGGUUUGCUUUUUCUUAGCUCUUCAAACGAUGGCGCAGAAAUCUCUGAUCUACACUUUUGUCUCUCGCGGAACCGUGAUUCUCGCUGAGUACACCGAGUAUAGUGGGAAUUUCAAUUCCAUUGCUUUUCAAUGCCUCCAGAAAUUGCCCUCUGCUAAUAACAAAUUCACCUACAAUUGCGAUGGCCACACCUUCAAUUAUCUCGUCGACAACGGUUACACAUACUGUGUCGUUGCAACUGAAUCAGCUGGAAGACAAGUGCCAAUUGCAUUUUUGGAGCGUAUUAAGGAUGAUUUCGUGUCGAAGUAUGGUGGGGGAAAGGCUGCCACAGCUCCUGCCAAUAGUCUUAACAAGGAAUUUAGGUCAAAGCUGAAGGAACAUAUGCAGUACUGUGUUGAUAAUCCUGAAGAGAUCAGCAAGCUUGCAAAGGUGAAGGCUCAAGUUUCAGAAGUGAAAGGUGUUAUGAUGGAAAAUAUUGAAAAGGUUCUUGACAGAGGAGAGAAGAUAGAACUUCUAGUGGAUAAGACCGAAAACCUUCAUAACCAGGCACAAGACUUCAAGACGAGUGGAACGAAAAUUCGAAGGAAAAUGUGGCUACAAAAUAUGAAGAUCAAGUUGAUCGUUUUGGGGAUUUUGAUAGCUUUGAUCCUUAUCAUAGUGCUUUCAGUUUGCCAUGGCUUCAACUGUGGUGGAAAAUGAAGACUGAAAUCUUUUGGCAUCAUCAUAUUUUGAGAGCGAGAGAGGUAAUAUACAUGAUUUGGCUAUAUGUAUGUAGUAAACGUCAAACAAAGUCCAGUAUAUCUGUUUUGUUAAAAUCCAAAUUUAAACGUGAAUGAUGAGAUAUCCUAUAAUAUUGAAUACUUUCUCU
Molecule: messenger RNA, 1044 nt
Organism: Cucurbita moschata (crookneck pumpkin)
Lineage: Eukaryota; Viridiplantae; Streptophyta; Magnoliopsida; Cucurbitales; Cucurbitaceae
Product: vesicle-associated membrane protein 721-like
Exons: 6
Coding region: 207-875 (222 amino acids)
Biological process (GO): vesicle-mediated transport
Cellular component (GO): membrane
Source: RefSeq, a predicted model, not a curated record